Molecule: messenger RNA, 1897 nt
Organism: Pseudo-nitzschia multistriata
Lineage: Eukaryota; Bacillariophyta; Bacillariophyceae; Bacillariales; Bacillariaceae
Source: the annotation of a GenBank genome assembly
CGUCUGUCCGAAGAUCCGUUCGGCGUAACAUACUGUACGGUACAAUCUACCGUACGUUCGCCACGGUAGGUAUUAGCGAACAAAUCAACACGGCAGGGAAUCGAAAUAACACGACACGAAACCAUCACCAUCAUCGAUCCAUCUCUAGAAAAUCAUGAGGGUUUGUUCGUUCCACUGGGAUUGGUAAUUGGAUUUGCGGUAGCCUACGAACAACGCAUCAAACACACCUCACACAAACUCGACGAUGUAUCUGGUGGCCAAGCAACCUCCGAUGAUCGGUUCGACGAGAUUCCGCCACCGAUUUGGCUCCAUUCUGUUCGUUCUGCUGCCGAUGCAUUUGUCGGAUACCCUGCUGCAAUCGACAGAAGCUUUGACACUGCCAAUAUCUUCCCGUCGGCCUUGCACGACGCUGCCUAUCCCAGGAGGAAGCUCGUCUUUUUUUCGACAUAGUACCCACAAGCAUGACUCGGUUCUAUGUUAUUCGACGAGGGAGCCCAAGCCGGAUACAACAAAUGAUAGUGGCGAAUCCUCCCUGGCCGAGAGCAUCAGUCGGAGCUAUGCGGAAAAAGAAACCGACGGCGUUGUUGAGCUAGCAACGACAUCGUCCCUCCUUACCGAUCUUUCUGUGGACAUCGAGGACGAUCUGAUUCCGGCGAUUCUAGAAGCCAGCGGGGGACGAAAGGGGAUCGUUGCCAGCAUAAUGAACGCCAUGAUUGGAUCGGGCUGCCAUUUCAUCGACGAAACAAAAACGAAAGCCGGAACCACACCUGGUUUGGUGUCAGACCGAGUCCUGUCGCUCAUGGAGGGACUCUUCGAUGCCGCCGAUGUCACUCCCGACAUUGUCACCUACUCGUUGGCUUACGAGGCACUGUCGAAGGACGAUCCGGACGAUACCGAUGGCCUUGCCGAUUCGAUCCUCGAAACCGCGGAGCGGAGCAGCAAAAAAAUUGCGGGGGGAAAACGCCGAAAACUGCUGGCCUCGUCCCGAAGAAAAGUGACCUCCAGCUUUUCCGAUGCCGAAGACGACCUGCGGGAACUUCUUGGGGCUGACUUCGAAGUCCUGCUUGAGACGGACGGUUUUGCUGUCGUAAACAAGCCCAGCGGCGUCCCGUGCUUUCACGCAAGGACCACCACCGCCGGGAAGAUCAAGCGGGGAAAGGGCAAGAAGAAGAAAGGAAAGAAGGGCCAGCAGCAAAACGAAAACAAAGCUAACGAUCGGCUGCCCUCGGACGUGAGCCUGGAAGACGCGUUGGUGAGCUGCAACGUUCCGCUCUCCACGCUCAAUCCCGAGGCAUUGGGUCUGGUGCACAGGCUCGAUCGGGGCUCUUCCGGCUGUCUGAUACUAGCCAAGACCAACGAGCUGCACGCGAGGCUAGUAUCAGAGUUCUUUCUGCGGCGGACAACGAAGCAGUACGUGGCCCUGGUUCGUGAGACACAGGCGUCGUCCAUCUCCAAAAAAGGCUCGAUCGAUCACGCCGUAGGUGGAAGAUCGGCCCGGUCCGACUACCAACUGCUGGAACGAUACCGGUCCGAUGGCGAUGAUGCUGCGAUGGUCGGGUUUGAAAUUUUUACCGGCCGAAAGCACCAGAUCCGGGUGCACGCGGCCGAGGUUCUGGGGAGUCCCGUCUGGGGGGAUCCGCUCUACGGUGCUGGUGACGGCGGUCCGAACACAAAACCACCACAACAAGAACGCAUCUUUCUGCAUGCCAGCCGACUAAAAAUUCCUGUGCUCGGUGUCGACGUUGAGUCACCAGUUCCGUCGUGGUGGGAGUCCACGCUUUCGACGUUUGGGGAAAAGAAUGAAACGAAAGACUAAAGUAUUGUUAUAGUUACUCUAGUAGUGUAGCUAUCCCAAGUUUCAAAACCUUUAUGAAUCGAAUCAAAAGUGACAAGUACA